AUGGUGGCUCCGCUCCUGCUCACCGCCCUCACGAGUCACUUCCGGGUCAGGACCGACAGGAACCGGAACCAUCCCCCCCCCGGGGAGCGGCCCAAUGGGCCCGCCCACAGGAGGGGCGUGGCCAAGCGGGACGCAACGGACCCUGCCCAAGUCUGCGGGAAGCGCUACAAGAACCGCCCGGGGCUCAGCUACCACUACACACACACGCACCUGGCCGAGGAGGAGGGCGAGGAGCUGGGAGAGCGCCCGGCGCCCCGCAGGAACCACCAUAAGCAGUUUUACAAAGAGUUGAACUGGGUCCCUGAAAACCAGCGCCGGAGCACAGCAGGCGCUCCCCCCCCCGCGCCCCCACCUUCGGGCGCUCCCUGUGGCUUCUGCCUGGGGGGGUCCCGCCGGGCCCCGGCGUGUCCCGAGGAGCUGAUCGCGUGUGCGGACUGCGGCAGGGCAGGGCACCCAUCCUGCCUGCAGUUCACGGUGAGCAUGGCGGCCGCGGUGCGCACCUACCGCUGGCAGUGCAUCGAGUGCAAGUCCUGCAGCCUCUGCGGCACCGCCGAGAACGACGACCAGCUCCUGUUCUGUGAUGACUGCGACCGGGGGUACCACAUGUACUGCCUGAGCCCCCCCAUGGCCGAGCCCCCCGAAGGCAGCUGGAGCUGCCACCUCUGCCUGCGGCAGCUCAAGGACAAGGCCUCAGCCUUCAUCACCCUCACUUAG
Molecule: messenger RNA, 714 nt
Organism: Melopsittacus undulatus (budgerigar)
Lineage: Eukaryota; Metazoa; Chordata; Aves; Psittaciformes; Psittaculidae
Product: zinc finger protein neuro-d4-like
Biological process (GO): positive regulation of transcription by RNA polymerase II
Cellular component (GO): MLL3/4 complex
Molecular function (GO): histone H3K4 methyltransferase activity; histone binding; transcription coactivator activity
Source: RefSeq, a predicted model, not a curated record